AUGUCUAGUCAGCGUCUUGUCCUAGGCCUCCCACGUGUCUUGCCGUCGCUGCCGCCUUCGCUUGCGCCGCCGUGUCGUCCCUGCGUCGAGGGUAGGUUGCGCGCCACCUCUCACUCCUCCUCCCUUCGUCCGGCCACCGAGCCUUUUGAGACGCUUCACUUGGACGUCUGGGGCCCAGCCCCUCGUCUAGGCCCUGAGCGUGAGCGUUACUUUCUGGUGGUCGUUGACGACUUCUCCCGCUACACCACAGUGUUCCCUCUGGCGAAGAAGUCUGAGGUGACUUCUACGCUGAUCAGGUGGUUGCUCACCACUGAGGACACUCGUGGUCGUCGUGUCAGCUGUCUCCACUCCGACCGUGGGGGUGAGUUUCGCUCCGGCAUUCUCGCUGGAUUCUGUCGCGAGCAGGGCAUUCGUCAGUCCUGGACGCUUCCAGAGUCCCCACAGCAGAAUGGGGUUGCUGAGCGCCGCAUAGGCCUGGUCAUGGAGAUCGCCCGCACCUCCCUGACUCACGCCUGUGCCCCCCAUUUUCUGUGGCCCUACGCGGUCAGGUACGCCGCGCACCAGCUGAACCUCUGGCCACGUGUCUCUCGACCAGAGGUUUCACCGACCAGUCUUUGGACAGGGUCCCCUGGUGUUGCGUCGCGGUUUCGUGUCUGGGGGUGCUUGGCUCUUGUCCGCGACACCUCCGCGGACAAGCUCUCGCCUCGUGCCGUCCCCUGUGUCUUCCUUGGUUUCCCUGAGGACUCCUCUGACUUCACCCUUUACCACCCUCCCUCUCACCGGUUCUUUGACUCCCGUGACGUCCGUUUCGAGGAGUCCACUCCGUACUACGUCAGGUGUGUCCCAGGCUACCCCUCCUCCUUCGGUAGCCCCUCCGAUACAGCCUCCCUCCCCACAGUCCUCCUCGCAGCGUGCCGCUGGUGCUAG
Molecule: messenger RNA, 927 nt
Organism: Closterium sp. NIES-65
Lineage: Eukaryota; Viridiplantae; Streptophyta; Zygnematophyceae; Desmidiales; Closteriaceae
Source: the annotation of a GenBank genome assembly